AUGCUUAUAUUACUAACAGAGCGAAAAAACACAACCGUUUUGAUUGUUUUAGUGUUUUGUCAGGUUUUGAUUGGACCAACUGGUAUAGAAUAUGCCAAACCAGGAGAAGAUGCAACCUUGGACUGCUACAUAGACUGGCAGUCAGUUUCAAAAACUGUACAUUGGGUUAAAAUUGGUGAGAGCGCUGCACUAGCUGAAAUCACAGACCAAGGUUCUACUAUUAACGUAGGUGAACCAACCAAUUAUAGUGUUAUAUACACAGCGCCAUACAGAUAUGACUUGCUUAUAUAUAACGUGGAAUUAGGUGACGAUGAUGGAGAGUAUGACUGUUAUUUUAGUUUAGACGGAAAUGACGAUGAGGAAGUAGGAACACUUACUGUACUCGAUCAGAUAGAUUCGAUCAGCAUAGUUGGGUACAGUGAUGAUGCAGUUGUAACAGUUGAUGAAAAUGAAGCAAGGGAGUUUACCUGUGAAUCCACUGAUGGUAACCCAGCAGCUGAGUUAACAUGGACAAUAGGUGGUAAAGAUAUCACAGAAUACAGUACAUAUACAACACAAGUCAGUGAUAAUAAUGACAAACUACAUAACAGUAUGAGUGUUUUGAAUUAUACAUUCAAUGCAGCAGAUAAUGGAGAGGCUUUGAAAUGCCAAGGAUUUCAACAUGAAGACUUAACAGUUAGAAAUGCCCGUAUUUACAUGAAUGUAAAACAUAUACCAAUAAUCUCCGGAAUUGGAGUUAUUUCAUGGAGUGAUGGUGGCGUGAUUAAUGUGGAAUGUGCAGAUACAGCCAAUCCAGAGUCAGAUCAAUAUGAAUGGGAAGCCGAGGGUGGACAGACUGGCACUACAUAUGAGAACACAUGGGAACUGAUAGAUACUGGAGAUGAUGGCAAAGAAGAGAUUACAU
Saccoglossus kowalevskii is the source of this 904-nucleotide messenger RNA. Its product is annotated as cell adhesion molecule 3-like. NCBI's taxonomy places the organism in Eukaryota, Metazoa, Hemichordata, Enteropneusta, Harrimaniidae. Gene Ontology annotation, molecular function: cell adhesion molecule binding. Gene Ontology annotation, biological process: cell-cell adhesion. Gene Ontology annotation, cellular component: cell-cell junction; plasma membrane. The record is from RefSeq and is a predicted model, not a curated record.